AAUACCCUCCCUCUUUAAAAUCUCUAUCAAAUCCUCUCCUUUUUAUUUCCUUCCAACUAUCCCAUUUGAUAAAAUUAUAUUCACACCUCUGACUCUCUCUCUCUCUCUCUUUCUUUUUCUUUUUCUUUGUAUCUAUCUCUUUCAACCAUGGAAGAUGAUGAAGCAUGCAACACAAAGCUCCGUCUUGGACUUGGCUUGGGUGACUAUGUUCCGAGGAAAAAGAGACAUGAUGAGAAGGCUAAGCCUGUGGUUUCCUUGGGCUUGGCGUUUGCUAUGCGCCCAAAACAAGAAGCUAUGAACGUUGAUCAUAAGGCAGAUAGAUCAAGUUUCAAGAAAAUGGAGAGAGACCAUGAAUACCCAAGUAAGGAAAAUGGUUCCAAUAACAACAAGGAGGAUGGAGGGAGAAAGAAACUGAGGCUCUCAAAAGAGCAAUCUUCCUUGCUUGAAGAUAGCUUCAAAAUUCACAGCACCCUUACUCCGGCACAGAAACAGGCACUUUCUCAGCAAUUGAAUCUGAAGCCUAGACAAGUGGAAGUUUGGUUUCAAAACAGAAGAGCAAGAACCAAGCUGAAGCAAACAGAAGUAGACUGUGAAUUCUUGAAGAAAUGCUGUGAAAGUUUGAGUGAAGAGAAUAAAAGAUUGAAGAAAGAACUACAGGAGCUACGAUCAUUAAAAGUUGGACCAUCACCAUUAUACAUUCAGAUCCAAAAGGCUGCAACUCUUACAAUGUGCACAUCGUGUGAGAAAAGCAUAAAAGCUAAUGAAGUGAAGGGUAAUGAGGCCGUCUUUGAUGUGGUCCGGAAGAAUAAUAAUAAAUUGCAGAGCGGCUUGGAUGGCUCAAACUGAGAGAUUCUAAUUGCUUCAUUCAUAGCCAUAGCCAUAUAGGUGCGACUCCAACAACAACAACAACAUAACAAUACUUGUCGAUGUGUAAUACAGACAGUUACAAAUCAAUUUAUGAGCGUUUUGCUUUAUGUUUCACCCAUUGCAA
Messenger RNA from Quercus lobata, 991 nucleotides. Its product is annotated as homeobox-leucine zipper protein HOX17-like. Gene Ontology annotation, molecular function: sequence-specific DNA binding; DNA-binding transcription factor activity, RNA polymerase II-specific. Gene Ontology annotation, biological process: regulation of DNA-templated transcription. The transcript is spliced from 3 exons. NCBI's taxonomy places the organism in Eukaryota, Viridiplantae, Streptophyta, Magnoliopsida, Fagales, Fagaceae. The record is from RefSeq and is a predicted model, not a curated record. Bases 148 to 846 code for a protein of 232 amino acids.